This is a messenger RNA of Penicillium brevicompactum, 1929 nucleotides long. RefSeq lists its product as uncharacterized. The transcript is spliced from 2 exons. Lineage: Eukaryota; Fungi; Ascomycota; Eurotiomycetes; Eurotiales; Aspergillaceae. The record is from RefSeq and is a predicted model, not a curated record. The coding region runs from base 1 to 1929 and encodes 642 amino acids.
AUGCCUAUCGCUGAGCCUUCCGAAAUACCGGAAGAGGUGCCUUUCUCUUCCGGUCCCUUCUCGCCUCCGAAGGAUGAUGAAGAAUGGCGCCGUGCCCUAGUCGAUGUGAAAUGGUUAUGUCUCAACCAGCAGUACAAGCAAUGCUACUCCCGCUGCCAUCAACUCAUAGAGACUGCAUCUGACCCGCUUGACCCGAUCCGUGCAACUUAUCUCCAUUACUAUGCAGCGGCAUCCUAUGAGUACCUGGGACGAGCUGCACACAUCUUCUCGAGUGCCAAACUCCCGUUUCUGAAGUCUGCUCUGGUAGAGUUUGAAGCUGCUAGUGCUGCCCUGCCGGCUGAGCUUCCGCAGCCUGUUUUGAAUGCUCCGCAAAGCUAUUCUCCCCUCAGUACUGACCCUUAUUCGCGGUCCCAAUCAAUUCCGCUCGAUUUAUCGCCCAUAGGGAGUACUUGGGGUGCUUCUUUGCCGGCUCUUCGUGGAGAGGACGAGACGGUGCCUGACGUUGAGGAUGUGUCCCCUUCGUUCCAUAUUUGGACCCCUAUUACAUACUCACCUCCCUCGAACAGCUCGCCUAAUCCGUCUUCUGCAGCUUUGCCUUACCAGCGUACUGGCCCAUUCGAGACCCCUCCUCGUCCAAAAGAAGUAUGUCCCAACUUUACUCCUCUUUCUGGUUCAACGGUUCCAACUGCGUUCUGCGUUACUCCUCCUCUUUCAUCCGGAAGAACUCCCCGGCCUACAUUUGAUGCGCGUGCUGCAGUCUUCGAUAUUCCACGUCCCACACGUGCUCCUCCGCCUCCACCUGAUGCCUCAUCGCCUAGCCCGUCUAUAGGGGACAAGUUAGUGUCUUUUGACAGCGAUGGUAGGCGUCCAACUGGCGGGAACAUCGUCAAGCACAUUGCGCGAAUGAUCAAUAGCUCCUUGCUAAAUGAUCUUGGCGACCCCUUCGUGUCGCGCGAGAAGCCAGUCGUCCUGCGCACUCCCAUGCGCCCUCCGGUGCGAUUGUCCCCGAUCAAAUUCCCGACUGGGUUCGAAGAUCCAGUAAAGCAAAUCAAGCUCCUACCAUCUCCCCUUCAGAUCCGGAAAGACUCCGGUGAUAUGCUCAAGUGUGGUGGACCGGGUGUGGUUAUCCGCAAAGGCUCGAUAGAAGAAGGAGAUCCUGAGGGUGAUAUCAAACGUCUUGUUCGCUCUCGCCCUCCCCGACUUCCAUUGAAGAUUAUCCCAUCCAACGACCAGACUACUAACACAGGAAAGGCCAAGUCUCCCACUCUGGUUCCCCAAACAAAGCAUCUCGGUCUUCUAGCAUCUUCUUCUCCGAGUGCACUGCUUUUCACGCCUUGUCCUGUUAUGCAGGAGCCCACUCCCACCCUUGGCUCGCCGUUCAAGUCCCCUCCACACUCAUCGGAGUCGAACUCGCUGUCGAUCUACUCAUCGCUGCCCUCUCCAGACGAAGUGGUUUUAGCUGCUCGUGCAGCAAAAGUGGCCAAGUUUAACCAGACUGUGAAGUGGCUCCGAGAGCACAUUCCAGAAGAUUUGACCGAACUCCGCAAGCAGAUUGAGCAUGUCACGAAUAUUCAGAAAGCCAGAAACAAUCACAAUACGACAAUGUCACGCACUGUUUCUUUUUGGACUUUUAGUCCGGUCAAGCCAAAGCCUGGUAUUAAGACGGAUAAUGCCCCUCUGCUGGAUGGACCGAAUAUCGAUGAAUAUGGAAAUUUGUUACGGACCGAGACAAAGGCGCAGCGCAUCACGCGACUUCGCAAUGAAGGAUGGAGAACCGGUCUCCGGUCCAAGAACAGUCUCUGGAAGGGUCCAGAGUAUUAUGAGAAGCUUUGUGAGACUGUUUUGACUGAACUGGGGGAGAGCCGUGGCCUAACUGUGGAGGGUCAUGCGCAUUUGAGAGAAUGGCAAGGAGCUACCUCGGGGCAUUAA